GGGAGCCGCCCCGCAGCUGGAGGAGCCUGAGGCGCCGGCCGGCGGGGGUCCCCAGGGCGCAGGCAGCCAGGAUUGCUUGCCACCUGCGGCAUCUUUUCAGAGACGGCGGCGGCUGGCACGGAAACCGGCUACAUGAGACGCGAGGCCGGGCCCCUGAUCAGGUUGCUCUCCGCUGCCGGGGGCGCCUCGUCCCGGGCCCAGGGCGGGGCGUGCGGUGAGGAGCCCCAUCAGUCCGAGUCCAGGCCCAGACAGUGUGGCCUUGACCCUGGAGGCCCGUGGCGGGGCCCCGAGGUUGGGAGCCCACUUCCCACGAGUGCAGCAGCCUCAACUCUCGCUCCUGAGGGCCCCCAAGGCCCAGUCCAGACCCCGGCGCGAGGGGCCCCAGGCUUCUCUGGGAUUCAGUUUGGAGCUGGCACCGAUUGCCCUCCAGGCUGCCCAGGGGGUGCGGCCCUGGGGAUGCUGGGUGUCAGGGGGCAGCGCCCACCCAUGGACAGUCCUGAGGCCCCAGGUCCUCGCCGGGACGCCACCUGCGGGGAAGGAGCGAGGGGCACCCGGACAGAAGGCCGCCCGGCCCCCGAGGAGGGGAGUGGCCCCAGAUGCAGCCUCGGGAGUGGCCCCCAGGCCCCCUCGCCCCCCGCCAGCCCCCCGCCGGCCUUCACCUCCAGCUUCAGCUUCAUCCGGCUCUCGCUUGGUUUGGCCGGGGAACGCGGAGAAGCGGAGGGCUGCCCGCCGGCCAGGGAGGCCGAGGACACGGGGGCCAGAGCUGCCAGCCUGGAUGGGCCCCGCCAGGACCCUGGACGUCUCUCUCCCCACUUUGGUCUCAAGGCAGCUUGGGGCCCCGCGGACUCCGCCUGGACCCGGGCAGGCGGCCCCCGGCUGGAGGGUGAGCCACUCUCUGUACUGGACACAGACGCUGCCUCCUCCUGCUCCCCGGAUCCCCCAGGGUGCGAGGGGGCUGCUAGCCGCUGGGACCCGCUGCUCCGGAAGUGCGAACCCCUGCUGCAGGGGUGUCUGCUCAGCCACCGCCGACGGCUGGAGGUGAACGCCUUAAGGCUGAAGCUUCAGAAACUCCAGGAGAAAGCAGUUGAGGAGGAUGAUUAUGAUAAGGCGGAGAUGUUCAAGCACAGGUUGGACGACCUGGAGGAGGAGGAAGAGGAGGAGGAGGAGAGCGGUCUGUGCUUCCAGCUCCCCUCGAGGCAGCCGGCUCUCUGCAGCCUCCUGGUCCACCUGGGAGCCCAGGCCGAGGCCGCCUUGCACCGGGCAGCUGAGCAGGCGGGCGGUGAGGACACCCAGGCCCCGCUCCGCAUGGAGCCCCCCGCUGAGGACCCCCCGUGCGCGUCCGUCACCAGACGAGACCAACUUCUUCACGAAAAGCAGCAACUGCAGGAGGAGAUGGAAGCCCUGCAGGCCCGUAUGUCUGUGCUGGCAGCGAAGGACCAGCAGCUGAGAAGGGAGAUGGACCUGCAGCAGCAGCUCCUCCGGUGGCGGGACUGUGACCUGCGGCCCCUGCUGGAAGGGCUGACCCCAGGCGAGCUGCAGGAGGUCCACCAGGCGGUGAGGGACACCCUGGCCCUGGCCGGUCAGAGUCCCCUCCCUGCAGGACCUCCCGAAGCCAUAAGGAGCCUCCAGGAAAGGCUGAAACCCCUCCACUGGUCCCUGAGAGAAAUCGCUGCGAAGGUGUGCAGGACCCAGAGGCUGUGCGGCUCCCUGCGGAGGAGCCUUCGCGAGAUCGAGACCCAGCUCCCGGCGUUGCUGGAGGCCAAAAUGCUGGCCGUGUCAGGAAACCAUUUCUCCACGGCCAAGGAGCUCGCAGAGGAGAUCGGCGCGCUGACCGUGGAGAGGGACGGGCUGGAGGGCCUCCUGGCCCGGCUGGCGGGGCUGAGCGCCAGGAACGUCGCCGCGCUGGGGGGUGUGCAGGCCGAUUACAGCCGGCUGCAGAGGGAGCUGGACCGCGGGAAGGCCGCCCACGAAGCCAGCGUGAAGGAGGAGGCCGAGAGGUACAUGGACGCGCUGGAGGGCAAGCUGCGCAGCUGCCCGUGUCCGCUGCUGGGAAGAGUGUGGGAAGCCGACGUGGAGGCUUGCCGGUUGCUGAUCCAGAGCCUGCAGCCCCCGGAGCCGCGGGGCAGCCCGUCUGCAGAGGAUGAGCCGCAGCUCGGUGACUUGGCGGGAGACGGCCCCGGGCCCCACGCCGCCGAGGAUGGGAGCAGGACCCCCCUGCAGGCGUCCGGGGAGUGGAAGGCGCCCCCGGCUCCCUCUCCCCACCGUGCUGCCAGCGAACAGCGAGAGGGACCGCACACCCUUUCUGCAGAGCUGGGCGAGAAAUGCGAAGCUAUCGGCAAGAAGUUGCUGUGCCUGGAGGAUCAGCUGCACGCGGCCAUGCACAGCCACGAUGAAGUCCUCAUUCAUAUCCUUUCCAUUCGCGUGGAUGAACCGCCCGCCAGGUGGUUCUGUAAACGCAGGUCUUAGAACAGCGGUUCUCAACCUGGGGGUCGCGACCCCUUUGGGGGUUGAACGACCCUUUCACAGGGGUCGCCUAAGACCCUCGGAAAACACAUCUAUAAUGACGUAUUGUUUUUGUGAUGAAUCACUAUGCUUUCAUGAUGUUCCAUUUGUCACAAUGAAAUUGGGGGUCACCACAACAUGAGGAACUGUAUGAAAGG
Molecule: messenger RNA, 2660 nt
Organism: Myotis daubentonii (Daubenton's bat)
Lineage: Eukaryota; Metazoa; Chordata; Mammalia; Chiroptera; Vespertilionidae
Gene: DISC1
Product: DISC1 scaffold protein
Biological process (GO): neuron migration; cilium assembly
Cellular component (GO): microtubule; intermediate filament cytoskeleton; microtubule organizing center
Source: RefSeq, a predicted model, not a curated record